Messenger RNA from Betta splendens (Siamese fighting fish), 1469 nucleotides. RefSeq names its product pleckstrin homology domain containing B1 (gene plekhb1). Gene Ontology annotation, cellular component: membrane. Bases 571 to 1116 code for a protein of 181 amino acids. The transcript is spliced from 7 exons. The record is from RefSeq and is a predicted model, not a curated record. Gene Ontology annotation, biological process: regulation of cell differentiation. NCBI's taxonomy places the organism in Eukaryota, Metazoa, Chordata, Actinopteri, Anabantiformes, Osphronemidae.
UAAUCAGCUGACUCAGCAAACAGAAGAGCACAGAACCUUCUAUAAGGCUAAAAAAGGAAAUGAUGUCAUGACUAGGAUGGACCAAGAUCCUAGGAAGAGUCUCAUAACUGACCUGAGGUCUGUUGCAAUUAGGCUAAUCCUUGAGUUGUUAUUUCAGUGCUGGGAUUAGCAAGAAAAAAAACCUACUAAAAAUAUAGGCAUGAAUUAACAGAACAGGACUCAUGAGUUUGGGUCUUGUCUUGAGCAUCUCACAAGUAGUUUUGAGUAUAAACAAGGCAUGGUUGAAGUCAGGACACAAAAUCAGUCCAGAAUGAGUGAAGAAGACUGAACGAGAAGGCACGACCUAACACUUCACUAAUCCAGAAUGAUCCUCUGAGUCAACCUCAGUCCUGGCCAAAGCCAGAUUACUCUACCAGUACCUCACCCACUGUGGGACAGAGAGAAUAUAAAGAGGCACACAGGAGUCCACAGCCAGGUGCUGGAUCUGCUUGACUGGUAGACUCUGAAAUUCAAACAUAACCUUUUGCUCAGUUUGGACUAAUUAUCGUCAUUGGACCACAGCUGAGAAACAUGGCCCUCCUGAGGUCUGGCUGGUUGUGGAGACAAACUUCUGUCCUAAAACGCUGGAAGCUAAACUGGUGUGACCUUUGGAUUGACGGGAGCUUGUGUUUCUACAAGUCUGACAACAGGCGAGAGCUGGAGCAGCGCAUCAGCCUCAAGACAACAUGCAUAGAUGUCCAUUCAGGCCUGGAGUGUGGAGCUGUGACACCACCAGAGAACAACCCCAAGGAAAACCUCAUUGUGGUUUUGCUUAAAGAUAGUUCAACAUUCCACCUGUGUGCCAACAGCGAGGACGACGCCAUAGCCUGGAAGCUGACUCUGCUGGAGACCAGGAGAAAUCCGGUAUUUACGUACGACCCAUAUGACGACUCCUACCAGGCCGUACCCCUGAACAGUUAUAAUACUGUGUACAUCACACCUGGAACUGGACCAGUGUUUGUCCACCAGGACCCGUUUGACGGCGUGGCAGAGAACCUGGCUAUGGGAUUACUGGCAGGGAUGGCAGCGGGCGCAGCCAUGCGCUCGUUCCUCUGGAUGCCCCUCUUUUUCUGCUGACAUGAUCUCCAUUACUGACACGUCAAGGCUGCAUGAGGCCGUCCGCCUCCUCAGACAUCAGCGUGUGUAGAAAGGCUGACUGUUAUCUGCCUAAUCAUAUCUACUGAAGCAAACAGCCUGCUUGUAUAGUUGUAUACUUCAUGUUUGCUGAACAGGAUGCUUUGUUAUGUUUUGCUGGUUAAUUUUGUAUGUAAAUGCUUUUGAAUGCUUUUUAUAUGUUGGAAGCCUAUGUGUAGAUGAUGAAGUAUAUAUAGUAUAUUCUUCAAAUGCUUAUGCAUUGGUCUAAUUUGAUUAAAUAAUCCCACAUUCAGUUCCACAAACAUUUUCCAGAGCUUUAAACCACAAAAAAUGGU